AUGGCUCAACCAAAGGUCUUUGUCUGCGGUGUCACCGGCACACAAGGCGGCGCCGUCGCUCGCAGCCUUCGCUCUCAGAACGUCGCCGUCACCGCCCUCGCCCGUGACCCGUCUUCGCCUCAAGCCCAAGCUAUCAAGGCCCUGGGUGUCGAGCUCUUCCCCGGAAAUUUCGACGACUCGUCUGCCCUUGCACGGGCCUUGGCCGGCUGCACCGCCGCCUUUCUCAACUUCAGCCCCGACUUCAACGACUGGACCGCUGAGCUGCGCUGGGCAAAAUCCAUCAUAGCAUCUGCACGGAACGCAGGGGCGAAGCACAUUUUAUACUCUAGCGGAUUUGCCGUGAACGCCCCCGAGAAACUUCAAUACUGGGACCCAAACAGCGUCAUGGCCAUCGUACUGCUUUCGAAACAGAGCAUCGAGAAGGAAGUGCGCGGUGCGGGCUUCGACUACUGGACCAUCUUACGGCCGGGCAACUUCAUGGCCAACUACUUGCCGCCCAAAGUCAUGAUGUACGGCGACUUCCCGCAAUCAGGAGUAUGGCACACGGCUCUCCUUAAGGAGACUAAGUUGCCCAUGAUUGACGAGGACACUAUUGGCCGCUUCACAUCUGCUGCAAUUCUUAAUCCCACCAAGUUUACCGGCCAAGAGAUUGAGAUUGCCGACGAGCUUCUUGGCCCUGAGCAAAUUCUCGAAGAGCUCUCAGCCACUGCUGGACGACAACUAAAAGCCGAGUAUAUGUCAGACGCUGUUAUUGAGGAGAAGAAGAGCAACCCUUUUAUUCUCGGACAAUUUGCCAUGCGAGACAUGGUUCAAUUUGUUGACAUGGAGAAGGUUAAGAGCUGGGGGGUUCCCUUGAGCUCAUUCAAUGCCUAUCUUCAGAGAGAGAAGGACCAUAUCAAGGAGACUUAUCAGCAGGCUGCCUAG
Trichoderma asperellum CBS 433.97 is the source of this 924-nucleotide messenger RNA. RefSeq lists its product as uncharacterized. The record is from RefSeq and is a predicted model, not a curated record. Gene Ontology annotation, cellular component: nucleus. NCBI's taxonomy places the organism in Eukaryota, Fungi, Ascomycota, Sordariomycetes, Hypocreales, Hypocreaceae.